AUGGACCACUACUCUGAUCAGGGUUGUGAUGAGAUCGAGCUGCUUGACUGGCUGUUCGAUCAGAAUAAUGGAAUGCUUCCUCAUGAGCAAACAGGAAACCAUGGCAACCAUCACACUUGGCCAAUUCAGGAUCCAAAUAUGCUGCUGCCAGCUGAACAGGCAGACAAUGACUUUCUGAAUGCCCUCCUGAGUGCCGGCGAUUCUGUGUCGGGCUCGCCUCUGUGGUCCCCCUCACCCAGUGACAGUGGCAUCAGUGAGGACCCCCCGUCAGACCAGAUGGACAGUCCUCAGCGCCCCGAGAGCCCGCCUGAGGAGGCCCAGUAUUUCAGCCCCCAGCCUCAAACCAAGGCGGCCCUGGAAAGCAACUUCUCUAUUGAUCUCAAUAGCUGGGAGCCUGGCUUCCCAGCAGGCAGGGCUGCAGUGACACAGUAUCCUUCUGAUGUGCAGAGACCCCAGCUGUCUUCUGGCUUCCCUCUUACUGUCAAGGACCUGCUGCUGUCUGGCACACCGGAGCCACCCCCUCAGCCAUCCCAGCAGUCCAUUCAAGAGCUGGUUCUCAAUGAGGAUGAGAAGAAACUCCUAGCGAAGGAGGGGGUGACUCUACCCAGCCAGCUACCACUCACAAAGUAUGAAGAGAGGAUUCUGAAGAAAAUACGCAGAAAGAUUCGUAAUAAGCAGUCGGCCCAGGAGAGCCGCAAGAAGAAGAAGGAGUACAUUGAUGGCCUGGAGAGCAGGAUGGCAGCAUGCAGCGCACACAACCAAGAGCUGCAGAGGAAAGUGUUCCAGCUGGAGAAAUACAACACAUCACUGAUGGAGCAGUUGCGCAGGCUCCAGGCUCUGGUCAUGAACAGCUCCAACAAGCCAGCCCAGACUGGGACGUGUGUUCUGGUGCUGCUUCUGUCCUUCUCCCUCAUCCUGUUCCCCAGCCUCAAGCCCUUCUCCGACACCAAGGUCAGCCAAGGAGACUUCAGUCCGGUCAGAAUCCAGUCACGUUCCCUGCACAGCCUUCAGGCCUCCCGUGUUUUGCAUAUGACCGACCCUCCAUUCUCCGCUGAUGAUGAACCCGAAUCUCUGCACCGGCAUUUCCCAGGAGAUCUGGGCAUGGAUGAAAUUACCUCACUGAUUAGCAAGUUGGGGGUGGAUCAAGAACUGUCCGAUUUGAAGCCCAUGUCUCUCAACAGGAGUCAGGAAGAAGAGCUCAGACAUUUUCACGGAGAUCCCAUUACAGGACGCAUUGCUAUGGUGACCUUGGAUCCACACCAUCCUGCCAAGCUGCGGCCACACGCUGACGAUAUGUAA
Molecule: messenger RNA, 1299 nt
Organism: Myripristis murdjan (pinecone soldierfish)
Lineage: Eukaryota; Metazoa; Chordata; Actinopteri; Holocentriformes; Holocentridae
Gene: creb3l3a
Product: cAMP responsive element binding protein 3-like 3a
Exons: 10
Coding region: 1-1299 (432 amino acids)
Biological process (GO): regulation of transcription by RNA polymerase II
Cellular component (GO): nucleus
Molecular function (GO): RNA polymerase II cis-regulatory region sequence-specific DNA binding; DNA-binding transcription factor activity, RNA polymerase II-specific
Source: RefSeq, a predicted model, not a curated record